AUGUCUCCCAACCGCAAUCCAACACGCACCCCCAACCUGCAAUCCUCCAUCACCCCAGACUCAUACCUACACAUCCCGCCAUCGCCCCAGGCACCGCCAGCCUCCGGCAACAUCCAAUCUGGCACUGGAACCGUUAAUCACCUUAUCUUCUUCAUCCCCGGUAACCCGGGUUUGAUCUCUUAUUAUCACACGUUCUUAUCCCUGCUCUCGGACCCGGCAGCCUCGCCGUCUACGGCGGAGUGUGUGGUUGUGGGGUUGAGUCUGGGUGGGUUUUGGGUUUUUACUGGGGCUGGUACUGGGGCAAGGUUGGGGGAUGGGUGUGGAGGAGUGAAGAGGAAUGGAGGAGGGGGUUUGGAUUUUGGUGACCUCGGGGGAGGGGAGGGGUGUUCAGUCUACGAGAGCAGAUUGAUCUUACGGCCGCGAGGGUUGAGAGGGUGGUUGAGGGAUUGCAAAGGCAGAGGCAGAGGCAGAGGCAGUCGCAUUGGAGGCUGCGAGAUGAUGGUGAUGGCCGCAGAUGGAAAGUCAUUCUCAUCGGUCACUCCGGAGAAAUUGACCUCAACUGCGUCAAUAGGGGACGGGAAGGAAGGUGCUGGGCAUUUCGACAUCAAAGCUGCCAUCCUUCUCACACCCACAAUCGUGGAUAUAGCGUCCAGUUCUAGUGGGAAGGUACUUGCCCCUUUGCUGAAUUCUAUCCCUGGCCUUCCGCUGCUUGUCUCCUUGGUGGCCGGGUUUCUCGCGUGGGUGCUGCCGCCAGGAUGGUUGAAGACGGUGGUGCGGACGGUGAUGGGUCGUGAUACUCCUGAUGAGGCUGUUAUGUCUACGGUUUCUUUUCUGGCAAGCAGGAAUGGGGUUCGGCAGAGUCUGGAGAUGGCGAGGGACGAGAUGAAGGAGAUUGGGGAGGACAGGUGGGAGGCGGAGGUUUGGGGUAUUGUUGAUGCUGAGAGAGAAUAUGUGAAGAAUAAAGAAGGAGUGAUGCGUGAGCCGGCGAAGCUGGUGUUCUACUUCGCGGACAAGGAUCAUUGGGUUGCGGAUCAGACCAGGGAGGCAAUCAUUGAGACCAGAGGUGACACAGGGAGCCCUGGGAGAGUGAAAAUGGUGGUAGCGAAAGCUGGUGAAUUGGAACACGGCUGGUGUAUCAGACACAAUGGCUUUGUUGCCAAGAGGGUCAAUGGCUGGGUGGAAGAAAUCAUGGACGAGAGCUGA
Messenger RNA from Endocarpon pusillum Z07020, 1203 nucleotides. RefSeq lists its product as uncharacterized. The record is from RefSeq and is a predicted model, not a curated record. The transcript is spliced from 2 exons. NCBI's taxonomy places the organism in Eukaryota, Fungi, Ascomycota, Eurotiomycetes, Verrucariales, Verrucariaceae. Gene Ontology annotation, biological process: lipid storage. Gene Ontology annotation, molecular function: lipase activity. Gene Ontology annotation, cellular component: lipid droplet. The coding region runs from base 1 to 1203 and encodes 400 amino acids.